AUGACUAGUACAUGCGAACACAUCAACGAAUAACACAUCACUUGGUCAGUCAAGGGAUAAAUGAUAUACAAGAAUUAAUGCACUCGUUGUUUUGUGGAAGCAAAGAGUGAAAAUGGCAUAUAAGUGUGUUUGAAAUGUUUUAAUGGAGGUUGCAUUGAAAUACACAGUCCGCAACACAGUUAUUAACAUAAUCAUUACAUUGUUCUGAACAUUAGAUUAUAUGAGAUUGAAUAGCAAAAAUAGAGUGUGGAUGAAAUUACUUAAUAAGUUAUAGAAGAUAUUCCAUAACUGGACUUUGAAACAAGUGUGAUAUGUUUGAAAUGUCAGAAAAUGUUGAAUUCUCCUUAGUUGGAUGGAUUAAUUUAAUCAAUUAAAUAAACUAAUGCUACUUCAUUUGGAUUAAUAAUAGAUGAAUACACAAUUUAACCAUGUCAACAUACCUUAACUAUAUAAUAGAGACAGUUAGUUGUAAAAAAUCUGUAGAAGUGCAGAAGAUGUCGUUUAUCUACUAAUUUAUGGCUAUGUUUACAGUGUGGACAUGUUGGUUGUGGUAGAAAGAUUUUCGAUGGAUCAGGAGGAAAUAAUCAUGCAGUAGAUCAUUUUGUAGAACUUCAACAUCAUUUGGUUGUCAAAUUGGGAACUAUUACCUCAGAUGGUUAAGCCGAUGUAUUUUGCUAUAAAUGUGAUGAUGCUGUGGUAGAUAAACUUCUUAAAGAACAUCUUGCUACUUAUGGGAUCGAAAUAGAAAAAUAAGUGAAAACUGAAAAAACCAUGGCUGAAUUAACUUAGGACAAAAUUUUAGUAUUGCAAUUGAGCAAAUUGAUAGAAGAGGGGCAAGUAUUGGAUCCUAUUUUUGGACCGGGAUUUACAGGAAUUGAUAAUAUUGGAAAUACAUGUUAUAUGAAUUCAGUGAUCUAAGUAAUUUUUAGUAUACAUGAAUUUAAAUAACUAUACUCUCUAGAACAUUAAUUCAAUUGCACUAGUUUACCAUACAACUGUGUAUUAUGUCAAAUAUGUAAGGUUAAUCAUGGUCUUAAUAGUGGUGAAUUUUCAAUAAAGAAAGAAUCGAAGAAUGUACAAGGAACAUUUAGAAAUUUUUAUUAGGAUGGAAUUAAACCAUAUGAUUUCAAGCUGCUAGUAGCCUAAGGAAAUUCAAACUUCCUCUUUAAUCAUUAAUAAGAUGCAUAGGAAUAUUGGCAAUUAUUAAAUUCAUUCUUUCAGAAAACUGAAAAACAAUUUAAGUUACCAUAAUUAUCUUCUAUCUUCUCAUAUGAUUAGACUACUAUUUUAAAAUGUGAGAAUUGCGGGGGACAUAAAGUUAAUGUAGUUAAAAAUUAAGAGUUUAAAGUCCCUGUUGAAUAACCUACUUAAGAUUAAAUUGAUCUUUAUCGUAAACAAGAGAAAUAGAAAUAUGAGGAGAGAAUUAAAACAAUGAAACCAGAGGAUAUUAAACCAUUCUCAUUAAAAGAUAUACCUGAGUAUGUCACAACAUUCGAAAGGUGUUUGCAACUAGUGAAAGAAGGAGAACGUGUAGACAUAGUCUGUCCUUCAUGUUAAUCCCUGUAAUCAUUUAUCAAAUAAGAAUACUUUAAGACUUUCCCUAAAUAUCUCUUUGUACCUGUUAACAGAUUUGUCUAAGAGAAUUGGGUUCCUAAGAAAUUGAAUGCAUCAAUAAAGAUCAAGGAGAUCUAUGACUUUAGUGACUUCAAAGAACCUGUGCUCUAAGACAAAGAUGCAAUAAAAGAGUAAACUGAAUAGGAAUACACAGAAGAUACCUUACAAAUUUUGAUGGGAAUGGGAUUUGGUGAGAAUAGAUGCAAACGAGCACUCAUCAAAUUUAAGAAUGAUAUUGAAGCUGCUAUGAUUUUUAUUAUGAAAUCACUAGAUGACCCAACUCAAGAUCAACCAUUGAAAUAGAAAGAACAAAUAAAUGAAAAAUUCAUUGAAUAAAUAGUUAUAAUGGGAUUCAGUCAUGACUAAGCCAGAUUCGCUUUAUCUAAGACAGAUAAUGAUUUGAAAAGAGCAAUGGAUUAUAUAUUUAAUCACGACUUAGAAGCUGAGAUGAAUCAGACACAAGCGAAGUAGUAAUAACAGAAGUAGGAUCAAUUUGAUAAUCAAACAUCAAAAUACUAAUUGUUUGCGUGUAUAGUCCAUUUAGGAAAAUCUGUUCAAAGUGGACAUUAUGUGUCUUACAUUAAAAAGAAUGGAGAAUGGAUUCUGUACAAUGAUUCUAAGGUUGCCAAGAUAGCUGAUCCUGCUUUAAACAAGGGUUAUAUGUAUAUCUUCAAGAGACUAGAUUGA
This is a messenger RNA of Paramecium tetraurelia, 2301 nucleotides long. RefSeq lists its product as uncharacterized. Gene Ontology annotation, biological process: protein deubiquitination. NCBI's taxonomy places the organism in Eukaryota, Ciliophora, Oligohymenophorea, Peniculida, Parameciidae. The record is from RefSeq and is a predicted model, not a curated record. Gene Ontology annotation, molecular function: cysteine-type deubiquitinase activity; zinc ion binding; protein binding. The transcript is spliced from 3 exons.